AUGGCAGCGAUGACGUCUUCCACCUCGUCCGAAGGUGGGCUCCGUUUCUUCUCGGGGGAUUCCGAGGAUGGCCGUGAGUAUAAACGCUGGAAGCAAUGGGUGAAGAAUAAACUGCUGACGCUUGACAAGUUGGCGGAGGGCUCCAGAGGGGCCUACAUAUACACCCUUCUCUCUGGCAAGGCCUUGGAGGCCGUGGAACAUUUAGAUCCCGAAAGCUAUCAGAAGAAGGGCGGAGAUGAUGCCCUAUGGGCCAUUUUAGACAAGCGAUUCCCUCAGCAGGAGACAGUGGAUGAGCUGGGGGAGAUCCUGACCGAGAUCUUUGGCCUUCGCUCGCAUGAAGGCGAAUCCAUGAGACAAUGGACCGCCAGGGCAUCCGAGCUGAUGGACAAAUGUCACCGCAAAACUGGAGUCUCAUUUCCGGAUGAGGCCAGGGGAUGGCUGCUACUCCAUCGAGCUGCUUUGUCGGAAGAGCAAAAGGCGGUGGUGAUCGCCAGAGCUCGAGGUGACUUGAAGCGAGAAUCCAUCGCCUCCGCACUUCGAUCCUGCUACCCAGAGCUGGUCAUGACUCGCAAGCGUGCUGGAGUGGCAAUUGCCGAGGAACAAGAUGGUGGCGAUGACACUGCUGAGAUAUGGGAUGAUGGUUUUUCCGACAUUGAGCAGUUGUUGGAAGAUCACCAUGCUGGUGUCGAGGCGGGACCCGACACCGAGACCUUCCAGGAGUCCGAAGAACUGGAUUUUGUAGCUUCAGUGAUGGCGACGCCUACGUUGCUGGAGCGAGUUCGCAAGCAUGUGAAUGACAAGAGUCAGCCUGAUGUCCCAGCCACCACAGAGGAGAUCCUGCUUGUGUCGUCCCCAGGCUAUGGUGUCCUGGAUUCCGGCUGUGGUCGGACCAUUGUUGGACAGACCACUCUCCGUGCCUUUGAGAAGAUUUGGAAACAGAAGGGAUGGGCAAUCCCGAAGCCCAUCGAUGAAGUGCAUCAAUUCAAGUUCGGAAAUGGUGAAGUGGAGACAUCCAUGGUCUCCAUUCAGAUGCCUGUCGUCUUGGCUCAUCGCCGAGGCGUGAUUCGUGCUGCAGUGAUCAAGGGUGAUGCUCCAUUGUUGUUGAGCCGCACAGCACUCAAGACACUGGGUGCGACUCUGGACUUUGCACAUGACAGCCUCCAGGUGUUUGGAAAGACAAUUCCCCUCCAAACCAACAGUGCUGGACAGUAUGUAGUGCAAUUGACUGGGGAGGAUUCCGUGUGUUCGCCCGCAGCCGCUUUUACAGAAGUGAUGGCAUCUGUGGAGGCCUCUCCAGGUCCCACGGCAUCUCAUGAGCAUGUUGAUGAGCCGCAGCUUGAGCCGGAAAUGCCUGUGGCAAACGCCCCCGAGUUGAUCUCGCCGACAGCACCUGACACGGCGAUUUGGGAGCAGGAGGACUGUGAUGUCGUCACCACCCCAUGGUUGUCUCGCCAAGGGCCAGCAUGGAAGCAUGUGUUUCGUAGGAGCACCGUUGAACAAGAGCUCACGACAGAGAAGCCACGUCUUCUGGUGUUGUGCCCGCCGUGCACUGACGAAGGACAUGAAGCCCCAUGGACCCCCGCCGCAUGGCGAAGCUACCGCUUACAGAGGGCGGUGAGCAGCACGCUGGCCGCAGAAGGCCAAGCUAUGUCAGUCGCCUCAGGAACUGCAGAGUGGAUCUUGUUGCUUUUGGCUGAGACCAUAGACGGCCCCCUGCAGAUUCGCGAUCGCAUUUUGGAACGAUCCAUCGAAGUGCCUGCUUCUCAGCGGUUUCCUCCCAGCCUCACCAUGGCUGGUACCAGUCAGCGUUUGUCCUCAGCAGUUGAUGAGUUGCUGCAGAGGGUCCGAGAUGAAGGAUCCAUGGACUCCCUCCUGAAGGAGCUGGGGUAUGAGUUAGGUGAGUUCGAGCUUGUUCGUGAAUCCGAAGGUCAAGGAAGUAUGACGGAUGCUUCCAAGAGGCGCAUGGUUGAUGAAGCCUCACCACUACCACAGAGGCCUAUGGUUCGAGCAGCCAAAACUCGUGCCUCGUCAAAGUUGCCGUCCGGAGUGAGCAGCAUGGAAGAGUGGGGCCGUACACUGGUAACGGCCGGAAAGUUCGAGAAGCACGAGAUUUCGCACUCAGAGCUGGCAUCAUCGAGUGAGACUUCUAAGGUCAAGUACGUUCAGUGGAUGAUCAAUCAGAGUGACCGCAGUGACCUCUCACCAGUGGUCCAGGACAUGGCCAAUUAUUUUGUGGCCAAUGCCCGCGAGAAGGAGGGACACGGCCCAUGCAUCCCCGGUGACAACCAUGUCGAGGCCACACUCUACACACCAGGCAGCGGGACCUCCACCGAAUUCCACCGACACCUCGACAGGGUGAGCACGAGGAGCACUCGCGCCUCAGGUACCCCCCUCUCGUUACGAGCCACCGGAGCUGGAACAACAAAUGCUGCAGGCUGCCGUGGCAUUUCUGGGUGCAUUUUCUUGGGAGCUGUCUUGGGAGCUGCCUCCAUCCUGGCAUAUGUCCGCUCCGUUGAGGUGCAGAUCGAGACCCAGGCACCCUAUCGAAGAGCAGUGAUCACCAACUGCAAGCGGGUUGCCCAGACCUUGUGGCCCCGCAGCUCCCUGGAGCUCUAUGGCUCCUACGCCAGUGGCCUUGGCCUUCGGACCAGCGGCCUGGAUCUGCUCCUCAAGGUGCACCCGUCUUUCCAUGGCUUUGCAACCUCCGAGACGCCAGAGGAGCAGUCGCGGCAGCUGGGCCGUGUGUUUCGUCCAGCGGUGAAACCACCCAUGGAGCCCAACCGGCUGCCGGGGUCUGGGGUCGGUGACGUCCGGGCGGACAUGCGGAAGAAGCGACAGAAGCGACCACGUAUACCUUCCAAAGAAUGGAAGUUCAUGUUCAAUCGCCCAUGGCUUUCUGACCACUCCACCACUCCCGACGAAGCCAUCGAGGCAGCCUUGUCGCCCAUCGAGGAGGACGAUGAGCAGCUUCGACAGUUGAAGUUGGAGGAAGUCUCGCCAGCCCAUUCAGCACGCUCGGUGCGGCCGCUGCAAGGAUGGCAGCAGCAGCUUUCGGACCGCUUGGCCAAGGAGAAAUGGGUGGUCAGCGACUCCAUUCGCGUCGCCGCGCAUGCCGCCAUUCCGGUGCUCUCCUUCGCCGCGGCGCCCGAGGUGAAGCGGGUCAGUCCGGAGAACGAACUGUCCUUCAUGGCCUGCCAGGGUCCCCGGUGCUGUAAGCGCCUGGUCCCGAAGGAGCUGGUUUUUGGUCCAGGCUCCACCCGCGUGGACAUUUGCCUCCAUGACUCUGGCUAUCGUGGCUUGCGGAGUAAGGCACUCAUCAACUUCUUGCUGAAUCGCUUCCCUUUGGCCAGGCCGGUAACCUUGGUGCUAAAGCAAUGGCUUAUCGAGCAAGCCUAUUCCAUGUCUCACAGUGGAGGCCUUUGCUCGUAUGGUUUGCUCCUGAUGGUCAUUGCCUUCCUACAGUACAGCCCGGCCAACACGGCAGCUGCGGCUCUACGGCGUCAGUGUGGCUCGGAGCGCCUUUCUCCCGCGGAAGAGCCCGACGAGCUGGCCUCCACAGCAGGUGACAAUGAAGAGGCUCAUCGCUUUGAUCCUCUCUUAGUCGCUUGGCCAUCCGCUUUGCGCACCUGGGGCAGUGUGACUGGGGAAAUGUUGCAGGUUGAGGAUCCGGUGAACCCCACCAACAACGUUGGGCGCAAUUGCUUUCGGAUCCGUCAGAUUCAACGGUCCCUGGCGCGCGCGGCGGACCUCAUCAGCGGUGAAGUGCGGACCUCGUCGGUGAAGCCGUGUGGCAACGACUUGAUCGCUCCAUGCUUGUGCAAAGGUACCACAAAGUGGGUUCAUCGAAAAUGCCUGGACCAAUGGCGUGCUAAUGGGCAGGGCAGAAGGACCUUUACACAUUGCCCCAACUGCCAGUUUGCCUACCUCAUGCAGCUGGUCCGCGCUCCCACGGAGCACGAGCAGCACCUCCGCGAGCGGCGCCGGAAGUUGCUGCGCCACGCCGUGGGGACCUUCGUUCUGGGAGCCUUGCUAAUCCAACUCCUGCUCAUCCUAGUGGCCAUAGUCAUCAGGGCGUUGGAUCCGGAGGAAGGUCUGGUGGACAUGAUGCCCUUCUUCCAACCGAAGCUCCCAGACGAACGUGGCUUUUGGAUGGCCUUCCGCUAUCACAAAUCCACCUAUUACUUCGCCUCGGUCAUCUUUUGCCUCGCCGUCACAGGUCUUUCGGCCGCUAGGCGGUUCAGGUUGAUGUCGGUUCAGCAUGCUAACAGGACAGCACAAAUCUGGGAUGUGGCUCCGUGA
This is a messenger RNA of Durusdinium trenchii, 4299 nucleotides long. NCBI's taxonomy places the organism in Eukaryota, Dinophyceae, Suessiales, Symbiodiniaceae. The record is from the annotation of a GenBank genome assembly.